Capsicum annuum is the source of this 291-nucleotide messenger RNA. RefSeq names its product glycine-rich protein DOT1-like. The record is from RefSeq and is a predicted model, not a curated record. NCBI's taxonomy places the organism in Eukaryota, Viridiplantae, Streptophyta, Magnoliopsida, Solanales, Solanaceae. Bases 1 to 291 code for a protein of 96 amino acids. The transcript has a single exon.
AUGGAGGAGGUGGUGGCGGAGGAUGGUGGAUUUGGUUGGGGAAUUGGAGGUGGCUAUGGUGCUGGAGGUAGUGACGGAGGAAGUGGUGGUGGAGGAGGAGGAAGAGGUGCGAAUGGUGGAUUUGGCUGGGGAAUAGGAGGCGGCUAUGGGGGUGGAUUAGGUAGCAAUGGAGGAGGUAGUACUGGCGGAGGUGGAGGAGGAGGAGGAGGCGAAGAUGGCAGUAGUGGAUUUGGUGUGGGAGCAGGGGAAGGCCAUGGAGAUGUGGAGGCAAUUAAUCCAAUUGAAGUUUAA